AUGGCAGAAGAUGGCCCAUCGCGCUUUCGGGGUGCUGGGGUGGCCAUCAAUCGUUCGUUUGAAGCCCGCAUGAAGAAGUUAGAGAUUACAGGACAGCGAUGCCCACAGGCCAAGCCGCCAAAUCCGCAUGCCCUCAAGAAUCGCCCAUCCUUGCACCUGGAUGAGGCAGAGAUUCCGAAUCCAACCGCAGACCAAGUAGUGGUCAUACAGCCCUGGUUCAACUUGCUGGCAGCUGCGGUGUGGCCGGAUAGCUCCAUGCAAGGCUCCCGGGACGAGGUGAGUCACUGGAGCCAAUCACUGAGCCAUGAGCUCUCUGGCCUGCGCACGCCCAGGACUAUCAGCCGCUGCCUGCCACAGACUCCUGGAGAGAGUCGUUUGGACAGUGCCAGUACAGAGACGCGGCCUCCAAGUUCCCAGGCCCCGAUGCUUCCUCGACCAAAACGGCCGGAGCGCGCGGAAGGAGCUUUGGAGGCGACUGUUUGGCCAGCUGGUUCGGCACGAUGGCGCCGUCUCGAGCGUCUGGAUCUUGUGAAGCCUCACACAAGCCCCGGCCAGCUAGAAAGUGCCAGCGAUGCACAAAACGCGCGGCGUGACGUGCCUCGGAGCAGCGACGCUUUCCUUGGACCUGUCGACUUGGAGUCUGAUGGCGAGAGCGAACCGGCCAAGUGCUCGAAUUCCAAACCGCGGUCCGCUGGCUCGGUGCGCUGCUGGUGGCAGCUGUGA
This is a messenger RNA of Symbiodinium pilosum, 723 nucleotides long. NCBI's taxonomy places the organism in Eukaryota, Dinophyceae, Suessiales, Symbiodiniaceae. The record is from the annotation of a GenBank genome assembly.